UUGCGAUGGGAAAGGAGGUCUGUAGAACGUCAGGCAGCGCACAAAAGCUUUGCCACGUAAUUACAGGCUCCCAUUAAGUCGAGCGCUGCCCUCCCAGGGGGCUCCCAUUUUCUUGCACUCCCUACAAAGCCUCCUCCGCAUGCCAGUCUGUGCCUUUUGAAGUGCCAGAGAGCUUCUUGAUCCAACUGAGAAGGAAAAGGAGUCUCGCAAGAAGAGGGGGAGAGAGGGAAGAGAAAGGGGGGAGCCGCCACCACCCUCCUCCGGACUCCCGAAGCCCUUUUUUUCCCUCCUCACGAAAAGUAAAGUGAGAAUCCGGCUCUCCAGUACAUCUGCAAGACAUCACCCUCUCCUCCUGAAACUUUAGUCACUCCUGAGAAUCCGCAGGAGUGCGGAGAGGGGGAACACGUUUUCUUGAAGAUGUUUUAAAGCUGGAACAAGCCUUCUUCUGUUGGUGCUUGAACUCUUGCCUGGGAAUAACUUUUUUAACCUUAAAAAAACCCACUUUGAUUCUUCUCUCCCACCCCUUCUUCUCUCUUCUUGUGUUUGCCUAACUCCCCCGCCCUGCUGGCCUCUCUCCCCCUUACUAUUAUUUUUAGUGUGUGCGUGUGGACGCUUUUGGAGAGGUGGAAGGAAUUUUUUUCUCCUGACUCGAACGUAGGGUGACUUUUUGAUUUGAUUUUUUUGGUGUGGAUUAUCUCUUUGGAUCGCGCCGGACUUGGCCUCAGGAACCAGCCCGGGCUGUCAAAGGCGGCUGGUGGCGGAGAACGCACUGAUCUGCGCGAGGGUCCCCCGCCCUCUUUCCACUAUUUUUGUGUGUGUGCUUCCCCUCCUCUCUCUCUCUCUCUCUCUCUCUCUCUCUCUCUCUCUCUCUCUCUCCACUCCCCCCUCUCUCUUCCCCACUCGACUCCUCUCCCCCCUCGCGCCCACAGCGUUUGGUGUUGAUUCGAGCGGGAAGAGGGGGGUGGGUGGGAUCGGAGGGGGAGACCAUGACCUCCAGCUACGGGCACGUUCUGGAGCGGCAACCGGCACUGGGCAGCCGCUUGGACAGCCCCGGCAACCUCGACACUCUGCAGGCGAAAAAGAACUUCUCCGUCAGUCACCUGCUAGACCUGGAGGAAGCCGGGGACAUGGUGGCGGCGCAGGCGGACGAGAGCGUGGGCGAGGCGGGCCGGAGCCUGCUGGAGUCGCCGGGACUCACCAGCGGCAGCGACACCCCGCAGCAGGACAAUGACCAGCUGAACUCGGAGGAGAAGAAGAAGAGGAAGCAGCGGAGGAACCGGACCACCUUCAACAGCAGCCAGCUGCAGGCUCUGGAACGUGUCUUUGAGCGGACCCACUACCCUGAUGCUUUCGUGCGAGAGGACCUGGCCCGCCGCGUGAACCUCACCGAAGCCAGAGUGCAGGUGUGGUUUCAGAACCGAAGAGCCAAGUUCCGCAGGAACGAGAGAGCCAUGCUGGCCAAUAAAAACGCUUCCCUGCUCAAAUCCUACUCAGGAGACGUGGCUGCCGUGGAGCAGCCCAUCGUGCCCCGCCCUGCUCCGCGGCCCACCGAUUACUUCUCCUGGGGGACGGCCUCUCCGUACAGUGCCAUGGCUACUUACUCUGCCACAUGUGCCAACAGUAGCCCUGCACAGGGCAUCAACAUGGCCAACAGCAUUGCCAACCUGAGACUGAAGGCCAAGGAAUAUAGUUUACAGAGGAACCAGGUGCCAACAGUCAACUGAGGAAAAAAACAAUUAAACAGGCCUAAGAAGAGAUCCAAAAAACCAUAAGACACCUGUCCUGUUCUGUCAUUUCUUCAUCUGCUGGAAAAAAAUAAUAAAAACAAACACACCAAAAAACAGAACUAAACUAUUGGGACCAUGGCAGAGAAGAGCAGGAGAGGAGACAAAUGCAAAUUAGUUAACAGUCACUCCUCCUCCCCUGGGAUUCCAGCACCUCUCGUCCCUGGGUGCGUUCGUUUUGUCUGUCCUCCUCCCUGUGCUUUGCUUCAUAUACUCCGAGCUUCUUCAGUGGGGUUCAGCCCGCCCACCCCCAUGAUUGUAUGGGUUUUUAAAAAGUCUACAGCAGCCAAAGAAACCAUCUAUAUAGAUAUAUACUCUGAAUAACUGCCUAUAGUCUCCUCAUUGAUGUGUUCAAACCUCGGUGCCUUAGCCCACCUUCCUUCCCACUUUCCUGUACAGAGAAGCUCUAGGAACUUCUGAAAAGCCAAAGCCUUUCUAAAGAACCUGUGCCACACGCGAUUCCCUUCCUCCCUGCCUCCACCUCUGCUGGCCAUGGGAAGGCUUCUCCAUCAGCUGCUGUGGGCAAAGAAAAGCAAUCCUGUGCAACAGCUGGUCGCUGGCCUGUCCGGCUGGUUCUAAGCAAUAAGCUCUGGACCGAAUCUCUAGAUUUAAGCUCUAAACUAUUGAUAAUAUCACCAUGACCCCCCAUCCUAAAAAUCAGCCUUCCUCAGUUAAAGAUAUUUGUUGCUUUUCAAAGAUUUGCUGUCAUGGGCUAUUUGCUAGAAGGAAUAUUUUCCAUUUGAAUGAGGGAGAGAAAUGUCUCUCGGAAAACCAAGACCGACUUGUGAAAGGCACGGCCUCUAUCUCCUUGGUGCCUUUGGGUCCUUGGGCGCACACCUAUAUAUACACGCUGUAUAUAUUUAUAUAUUAUAUAUCUAUAUAAAAUAUUCUCUCGA
This is a messenger RNA of Artibeus jamaicensis (Jamaican fruit-eating bat), 2680 nucleotides long. It is a transcript of the gene PRRX1, whose product is annotated as paired related homeobox 1. Gene Ontology annotation, biological process: regulation of DNA-templated transcription. The record is from RefSeq and is a predicted model, not a curated record. The coding region runs from base 987 to 1724 and encodes 245 amino acids. Lineage: Eukaryota; Metazoa; Chordata; Mammalia; Chiroptera; Phyllostomidae. The transcript has 4 exons. Gene Ontology annotation, molecular function: DNA-binding transcription factor activity, RNA polymerase II-specific; DNA binding.